UUUGUGUAUCGAAGAUGGUGACAAUGUGUACAUGGUUACUGCGUGUUUUCUGUCUUGUAGUAACUUUCAAUUUUAGUUAUGUUCAUGCAAAUGCGCUUACAGAUAUUAAAUUAGAUGAAAAGGCGAGGGGUAUUCAUCGUAUUGACUCGGAAAAUAUUCUUGCAUAUGUAUGUUUGUUAAUAUUAACGGUUUGUACAAUUUGGCUUUUCAAGCGUAGACGAGCUCGCUUUCUUCAUGAAACUGGCCUCGCCAUAAUCUAUGGACUUGUGAUUGGGGCUGUCAUUAGAUAUAGUGCUGAAGACACUGAAAUUUCAUUUGUCAAUGUAAAGCCAACAUCCAAUAAUGUCACUGUCUUGGACUUGCCACCUGAUAGUUUAUUCUUCACAAUGGAAGUUAGAACUGGUGAAGGAGAUUCCAAAAUGGAAACUGAAAGUGAGAAUAAAACAUAUGCAUAUGUGUUUCGUGGAGAAGUAACUGAUGUGGAGAGCCAGAAUAUUGACCAAAAGGCAACUUUUGAUCCAGAGAUAUUCUUCAACAUAAUUCUUCCUCCAAUUAUUUUCAAUGCAGGAUACAGCUUGAAAAGACGAUUUUUCUUUCGCAAUCUUGGAGCUAUAAUGACUUUUGCUUUUAUUGGAACAACAAUAUCAUGUUUUGUUGUUGGGGCUGUGGUGUAUGGUUUUGUUCAGCUCAUGCCACAUGUAGAGUUUUCCUUCAAUGACUCUUUAUAUUUUGGAGCUAUAAUAUCAGCGACUGAUCCAGUGACUGUUUUGGCUAUUUUCCAUGAUCUGCAUGUUGAUGUCAACUUGUAUGCUAUGGUGUUUGGGGAGAGUAUUUUGAAUGAUGCGGUAGCCAUUGUUUUGUCAGGAGCUAUCAACAAUUAUGAAGAACACUACCAUACUGAGUCAGGUUUUGAAGUUGGUGCUGCAUUUAAGUCACUUGGAAACUUUGCAUACAUUUUUCUGUGCUCCUUUUUGAUCGGUUCUGUAACAGGUUGCUGUACAGCACUGCUGACAAAAUUUACUCGUCUUUGUGAAUUCUCUUUGCUAGAAUCAUCGUUGUUUGUGCUGAUGUCUUACAGCACUUUCCUGAUGGCAGAAUCUGCUGACUUAAGUGGUAUAGUUGCUGUUCUAUUCUGUGGUAUCUGUCAAGCUCAUUACACCUUUAACAACUUAUCUGAUGAAUCAAGGGUUCGAACUAAACAGUUUUUUGAACUACUGAACUUUAUUGCUGAAAGUUUUAUAUUUACCUACAUUGGAGUGUCAAUGUUCACUUAUCAGAAACAUCGCUGGGAUGUGGGAUUUAUUCUUGUGUCUUUUCUUGCCAUUGUAAUUGGACGAGCUGUGAAUAUCUAUCCCUUGUCAUUCCUUUUGAACUUGGGUAGAAACAAUAAAAUUCCUUGCAAAUUUCAACAUAUGCUGUUUUUUUCAGGCCUGAGAGGAGCCAUGGCUUUUGCCCUUGCCAUCAGAAACACCAUGUCAGAAUCUCGUCACCUGAUGUUAACUACAACUUCCUUAAUUUCUACAGUAACUGUGAUAAUUUGUGGAGGUGGAACAACUCAACUUUUGAGCUGGCUAGGCAUUCCGGUUGGAGUAGAAGAAGAACAAGAAUUGCAUCCUUUCAGUAGCAUUAAACAAACAUCUGAAGUAUCAACUCCAACCGAUCUCAGAAGUCCACCACCAGGAAUGGAAAUAAGGACACCACAUGAAAAGGCCUGGUUAGUCAGAAAGUGGUACAACUUUGAUGUGAAUUACAUGAAACCUUUUCUGACACAUAGUCAGCCUACUCUUAUAGAAACUCUACCUUCUUGCUGUCUGCCUUUGGCACGUAUACUAACCACAACACAGCAGUUGUCCCAUGAUGUUAUGAACAAAACGGUUGAAGAUUCUGAUGUAGAUUUGUGUAUAGGUGAUAAUAUUGAAGUUUCAGGCAGAAGGAAGAAUCACCAAAAUUCAUCUGCCAAGUUUGAAAUUGAAGGAACAAAUGGUGCUGCCCCCUAUGGGCCUCCCCAAACAAACAAUGCUGUGUAUGACAGUGAUCUUGGACUUGGAGGUGGCUUAGCUCAACUGAAUACUACCCAAGUUAGGAUUCCUGGUAUUCAGGGAGACUUGGUUUGAAGAACUAUUUUCUUUGCUAUUCAAUAUUUUCUUGAUUUUUUUUUAUAUACACAGCAUUUUGUGUAGCAGCUUCAAGAUAAAUUUCAGUUACAUGUAAAUUUAAGCUCAUGUACUGUCAUCAAAACACCAAAACAUUUAUAUAAUAAGAAUUGUUAACCUGUCCGAAAGAAAGAUAUAUAGUUAUUGUAUUAAUUUGAGAAUUUUUGUCUAUAUUGUGCAAGUUGUUUAUCAAAUAAUUGAUGGAAUUCAUAAUUCCAGGAAGCAUACAUAAGCAAGCACUAACCAUUUCAGUGAAGUUGUGGUUAACAGCUGUGAAGUUUGAUGUGUUAUAUAGAUAAAACAAAACUUAAAUCCUUUAACUUUGUAUAGUAACACCAAGAUAAAGAUAGUAGUUCAGAAAUACGUCUUAAAAUGUUAAAUAUCUUGGAGCUCUUUUUAUGUGUCAUUUGACAAAUAAUUCAAUUGCAUGUACAUAAAAUUUCAACUUCUUUUCCAAAAAGUUUGAUCAAUUGUUUUAGUGUUACAAGUAAGACAAUAAAUAACUUUUGUACUGCAGUGCAGUUUCCAGCUUAUCAAGUUUAGUUUUGAAAAGAAAAUACUAAUAUGAAUAGUAUUUAUUUAUUUAUUUCAUAUAAACUCUGAGACUGUUGAAAUCAAAUUAUAAGAUUUUAUAUGUAAAUGCAAGCUUAUGAUCAAAGCCAUGAAAAAUGUGAUUUUUAUUAGCCUCAAUUUAAGAAGUUUCUGUGAUCAUCAGUUGUUCAUAGGAGUAAAUUUCAAUAAAUAUUUAGAUCGGUCAUAUUGCUAAAUAGUGCUAUUCCUUUUUCACUUUAUUUACCUGUUGUUUUCUCAUAGAUGUGUCUUAAAUACUUAAAAAAAAUAGUAGUGAUAGUGUCUGAUGUACAUGGAUGUGCCAUGUGAUUUGUGUAAUGUCUAAAGUUCACAAAAGUUUGAUCUUUGAAGCAUAGUUUGUAUUUUUCCACAUAAAAUUUAAAUAGUAAUAUAACAAGUAUACUUUUUAAAGAUAGCUAAGGCAAUGGAAAGAUUCAAACUGUAUGUUUCAAGUUCACAAAUAUCAAAUAAAGCAUAAAACUGGAGGUAAAAAUGACACUUUUGGAAGCUGAAGGUGUAGUGAUAAUGACCUAACUAUUAAUUUGUAAUAAAUAAAAAUUACCAAACUUUCUGUAGUUAGUUAGGAGAAUUGUUUGUUAUUGAAUAGAUAUGUCUGAAGCUAUCAUCUGAAUAUGUAUAUUACACUCGUAUAUUAUUUUCCGAUGUUAUAAUUUUAUUGCAGAAUUGAGUGAGCUGUGGCUUUAGACUGUUGAUAUGCAGGAACUCCAAUAUUCAUUAGAUUGGUUAGAAUUUCACAAUAAUUUAAAUGAGUGACAACUAUUUUCACUCUCAUCUGAUGCAUGUUUCAGUACAUCUUGUAAUAGAACUGACAUAACCUUGUUAUCAGUGAUGCCAUGUAAGUUGGUAAACAACAUUAUAAGUUUUAUAUGACAGUAUUCUGAAGCAUAAAAAUUAACUUCAGGUGUAUAUGUGAAUACACACUGUAAAUGAGAACUUUUUUUUUUGUACAUACAAAGCCUGUUAUACUGUUCACACAUAUUCUUUUUGAACUUAACAUUUUUGCUCCAUCGGGAUAGUUUUUAUUAAUGUAGAUACAUAUAAUGUAUAGCACCAGUAGAAAACCAUCUCUCCACUAGAACUUCCUGAUAUUAUUAAGCCAUUUAUGUAAAAAAGUAUUUGUGCUUGUAAUAUUGUUAGCAUAAUAUACCAAUAUUUUAAUUAAGUUUUCUUGACCAUAACAUCCUGAGUCAGUCAUUCAGAAAUUGCAGCAUUUUGGGUGGCAACUUUGAACUAGAGAAAAUCCACUUGACCUGUUACUCGUAUAAGUUUAGGGUUGAUCCCUUAGUUCAAAUGUUGUUUUGAUGUUGAUGAAAAGCCUUCCCAAACCAAGGCUACUUUUGCUCAGGUUCAUUCCUUUUUUUAUCUUGAUUUGCAUGACAGCUUGGACACACUAUCGACUUAGUGGAAACAACAAUAAAUGUUCUUCAACUAUAUUUUAUGACUUGUUAGUAUUGAGGUCUGUUUAAUUAUAUCUUGAGUUUUUAAUCACUGAAUGAUUACAAUGAAAAGAACAAAAUACCCCAUUCUUACUAUUCCUUCCACUUCACAGUUUUCUUGUCCUCUUCUAAUUGAUUUUAAUGUUUUUGGAUGUCCUCCAUUUAUGAUUGCUUUCAUUUGAAGAAGAACCCCAAUAUUACUGCAUCUAGAACUUUUGCAUUUAUUGCAAACAUCCCACCAUGCAACCAGACACAUAUAUCUGAGACUAGGGAAAACAAUGCACUGAAAACAGGUCUUCUUUAGUCUAUAGGUAAAUUACUUUGCAAAAAGCUGUAGACUAUCACAAAAAUCUGGUUACAAAUUGAGAAAACUCAUUUACAAAUGAAGAUUUUUCUGUAAGUAGUAAACUGAUGAGCACAAGAAUUGUAUUGUUUGAAUGCUGUAUUAAUAAAUUAUCUUGAAAGGUAAUUUUAUUGUAUUUAUCAUCUUCCAGGUAUUGUAAUGACCAAAACAGUCACUAAUUUCUGUUUUACUGACUUAUAAUAUUAGGGUUAAAUAUUACUGGUAUGAACUAUCAGAAUUAAAAUACAUGCUUGUAAAUGUUUUUUUUUUUAUUGGUUUUCACAUUCAAAUAUACUAUUUUGUUGGGAAUUAAGGCAUUUCAAAAAAACUAGGUUAAUGGUCAUGCUAAUAUUCUACUAUAAAAUUAAUACUGUUAUGUUUACAUUUAAUAAGCAAGUAGCAGAGAUGUCUUAAGGAUCUAAGCAUGGUAAAAACAUCUCUGCUAUAAUAUAAAAGUUUGAAAGACACAGGACAAUCUUUCAAACAUAUUUUUCAUAAAAACAUUAGAAUAAAUCAGCUAGAAAAGAAACCAGUCUUUCUUUAAUCCAUACCUACUACACCUAUUGUUCUUUGUCAUGGUUAGUAGCUUACACAGUCACCUGAUAACAAAGUUCAUAAGUUUCAAAAAUACUUUCUUGGGAAAUAGGGUGACCACCUGUCCCAAUUUUGCUGGGACAGUCCAGUUUUUUGAUAUCUUGUCCCAGUGUCCCGAGAAAAGCUUACAAGAUGCACAAAACGUCCUGGUUCUUAUGAUAAAUACAUCAAACUGACAGUCACAUUGAAUUACGAAUAUAAUAGGCAUAUUUUACUUGUUCAUUGUUGUAACACAUAUUCUCCUGAUGCCAGACUCUUUCAAAAGUUACAUCGGUGCAUGGUGAGAAACCCAGGUCUGAUUGUGGAGACAGUUAUGGCAAUCCUCAUCAUCAAAACAUUUUAACAUUUAUGUAGUGAAUGUUAUGACUAAUGAAAAACCAGAACUUCAACAUUCCAUUCAUUCUUCACAAAAAUAUGUCUGAAAGACUUCAAAGUAAUGCUAAAACCUAAAAGUAGUAUGUUUGAAAAUGUUAUGGAUUCUUAAAUAAAUCCAUGUACGAAGCAGCCUAUUUUAAGAUAAGUUGGCUAAAGUGAAUAAUUAAAGAUAUCUUGGAUGUAUCAUUUGACUAUUUUUGCUACCACUAAAAAAGUAGUUGAAAUUGAUGGAACUUUGUAGAAUGGACGGCAACUGCCUGUUGUAAAGACUGACAACACCAUACACACACUAACCUGAAGAUGUAAGACUUUCAAAACUUUGUCCUCUACACUUGUUCUCUACAACAGGCAGUUGCCGUCUAUUCUACAAAGUUUCAUCAUGAAUACUCUACCGAAACAAUCUAUCAAACAACAUUCGAAAUUAUUUCAAAAACAAUAUCACUGUUAAUAUAUUUGAAAAUAUUGUGAAACAGUUCAAUAAAUUUAGAGUUAGAUUAUUUCAAUUUUAUAAUAACUAUUUUGAAAUUAGGGGCAAGGGCUGUCCUGGUUUUUGGUUUGAAAAUCUGGUCACCCUAUUAGGAAAUCACAUCAUUUUCGCCAUCAUGAUGUACUGUUUCAGCAGUUAGCUGUAUGACCUUUGUUAGGUAAACCUUGCUAUUAAAUUUUCAAUUUUGUAUUUCACAUGAAAAUUACAAACUACUUAAGAGAAUAUUCAUUAUUAGUUAAGCAACUGUGGAGGUGAGUAAUUGUCAGUAUGUGUUUAUAACAUUACUAGUCUAAUUAGAUGUAAUUCCUCAUAUACAUUUGCAAUACCAUUAAAUUUAUUGAAUCACUGUAUAAUAGUCUUGAAUUUAAAUAUUCUAUUUAUAAAACAUCUCUUUAAAUUUCAGAUAAUAUCUUUGUAACUGAUUUGCUUUAGUUUGAGUAGAAGCAUGAUGUAGUUUUACAUGUUUGGAUUUAUCAAUCAGAAUAUUGUCUGCUUUAGUUUAAUUGUCAUAUUUGUGAAAUAUAAUUGUACUAUAUUCUUUAUUGGAUUUUGUUACAGUAUAUUUAUGUUUACCGAGAUUUGUUUUGAAUGUUUGCUGUUCUAACUUACUAAAAUUUGAUAGUCAAUGUUCAGUAUUAUUAUUAAAAGAAGUCAAAGCAACUAAUGUAUUUUUAAACCUGACAUAGACUGCACCAAAUUUCAAAAAAUUCUACCUUUAAAAAGUUGUAAUGUUUGCUAUUUGACAUACCCCUAUUUAAAAGGUUGAUUCUAUCAUAGUAUAGCUCCAAACUCAUGUAAAUAGUAAGGUAGGAAUCAAGUUCAACAUUUUUGAUCAUGCUUUAAGAGAAUAUGAUGUACUCACCCAAUGAGAAUGUUUUAAGAUCUUAACUAGGACAAAUUACGGUCUCUAUACAAAAGAAAGUCUGUUUACCAAUAGGCUAAAGCCACAUC
Molecule: messenger RNA, 6930 nt
Organism: Limulus polyphemus (Atlantic horseshoe crab)
Lineage: Eukaryota; Metazoa; Arthropoda; Merostomata; Xiphosura; Limulidae
Product: sodium/hydrogen exchanger 7-like
Exons: 18
Coding region: 15-2114 (699 amino acids)
Biological process (GO): sodium ion transport; regulation of pH; proton transmembrane transport
Cellular component (GO): membrane; recycling endosome
Molecular function (GO): sodium:proton antiporter activity
Source: RefSeq, a predicted model, not a curated record